Molecule: messenger RNA, 2811 nt
Organism: Metarhizium album ARSEF 1941
Lineage: Eukaryota; Fungi; Ascomycota; Sordariomycetes; Hypocreales; Clavicipitaceae
Product: kinase domain containing protein
Exons: 4
Coding region: 1-2811 (936 amino acids)
Biological process (GO): peptidyl-threonine phosphorylation; peptidyl-serine phosphorylation
Cellular component (GO): nucleus; cytoplasm
Molecular function (GO): protein tyrosine kinase activity; ATP binding; protein serine/threonine kinase activity
Source: RefSeq, a predicted model, not a curated record
AUGGAUCCGUCGUGGCAGCAGUAUCCCGACUCGGCCGGUGCCUCGCGACGACAUAACGGAGGAGGACAAAUGCCCCGGGAAUAUGCAGGCCAGCCGCCCCCUCCUGCCGCCGCGUCCUACGGUCCUGAUCAUCAUGGCUCUUAUCACCGCGCCGCUCUUCCUCACGCCCACGCCCUCGCCUAUGCUCAUCCCUCAAACCUCCCGGGACCCAGUGCCAAUCACGAUCCCAAUCCAGCCACCGCCUCUCCCAUGUCCAUCGGGCCCUCUGCUCGCGACGGCAACGGGGACAUUGCCAUGCACGACGCCCACGACGCGCAUUCCGGCAUCAAAUAUCCCAUGAGACCGCACCACCAGCCUCUCCCCUCCAGCGGUCGCCCCUCCAACCGUCAGUCGACCCUGGAGCAACAACAAACUUCGUCUGCUGCACAGCGGUACUCGCCCAUGGACACGCUGUCGCCCACUUCUCCCUACACACCCAAGUCGAGUCAGUUCGCGAACCCGCCUCCUCGAACACAGUCCCCCAGCGGCCAGCUAGACUAUGCCCAGAGUCCCUACUACCCUGGACGUCAAACUGGUCAACACUUGCCGCCAAUCACCCCUUUUGCCUCAUCCCAAGAUGGCUACCCUUCCCCCGCCGUCGCCAACCUGGAUCCAGCCUUUUCCAAUGGACCUAAAUCGCCCGUACGACCGGAUCCUGCUGCGCAAAAACCUGUCCCCGAGUUCCGCAAGGUGCGAGCCCUGACCGAACUUCGACCCAAGAACAACCGGCAACCGGCCUUUCGACGAGCAAACCCCGAGGGAGGCUUUAUCAGUCCUCUCCAAGCCCUCACAUCUCAUUUACCGGCGACGUACCGCAUCUGCAAUCCUGGAUUUAAAUAUGAGACUUCACGAAAUCCUCGCCGAGUCCUUACUAAACCAAGCAAGGGAGUCAAGAAUGAUGGCUAUGACAACGAAGACAGUGAUUAUAUCCUUUACGUGAAUGAUAUUCUGGGAUCCCCCCCCCCCCCCCCCUUGCGGAAGCACACACGGCACUUGAUUGCCUGUAGCAACUCGCCGUCUGUCCCGCAGUUUCGACUCACAUUUCAUUAUAGGAAUCGUUACCUCAUCCUGGACGUUCUUGGCCAAGGAACCUUUGGUCAAGUCGUCAAGUGUCAAAACUUGAAGACGCAAGAAGUUGUCGCCGUCAAGGUCAUCAAGAAUCGCACGGCCUACUUCAACCAGAGCAUGAUGGAAGUUUCAGUACUCGACCUGCUCAAUACGAAACUCGACAAGAACGACGACCAUCACCUGCUGCGACUGAAGGACACCUUUAUCCAUCGACAGCAUCUUUGUCUAGUAUUUGAAUUGCUGAGUGUCAACCUUUACGAGCUCAUCAAGCAGAACCAGUUCCGAGGACUCAGUACUACCCUCGUUCGAGUAUUUGCGCAACAACUUCUCAACGGCCUUGCCUUGUUGAACAAAGCUCGCCUGAUCCAUUGCGAUCUAAAGCCCGAAAACAUUUUACUCAAGAACCUCGAAAGCCCCAUUAUCAAGAUUAUCGAUUUCGGCUCCGCUUGUGACGAGCGGCAAACGGUGUACACCUAUAUUCAGUCCCGAUUUUACCGCUCACCUGAAGUCCUUCUCGGCCUGCCAUACUCUUCAGCCAUUGACAUGUGGUCCUUGGGCUGUAUCGUUGUGGAGCUCUUCCUGGGUCUGCCGCUCUUCCCCGGAUCGUCAGAAUACAAUCAAGUCUCACGGAUUGUUGAGAUGCUUGGAAACCCCCAGAAUUGGAUGAUUGAGAUGGGCAAGCAGGCAGGAGAGUUCUUUGAGAAGCGCCAGGACGAAUUCGGCAGACGGACAUAUCAUUUGAAGAGCAUGGAACAGUACGCACGCGAGCGCAACACCAAGGAACAGCCCAGCAAGAAGUACUUCCAGCAAAGCACGCUGCCCGACAUUAUCAAAUCGUAUCCUAUGCCGCGCAAAAACAUGAAGCAGAGCGAAAUCGAUCGAGAAAUGAGCAACCGAAUUGCCUUUAUCGACUUUGUACGAGGACUGUUGACUAUCAACCCCCUCGAGAGAUGGUCUCCUCAGCAGGCCAAGUUGCAUCCAUUCAUCACGCAACAGAAAUUCACUGGUCCUUUUGUUCCUCCAAUGAACCUCAAAGCCAGCUCCCUAAACCGAUCUCCCGCACCAGGAACGCAACAGCAGCAACAAGCCGAGGCUUUAAGCAAGCAACGUGCUCAGGCGGCACAAGCUCAAGCCAAUUCGGCUGCGCAUUCGGCCGCACAGGGAGCAUAUGCCAACAUGGCUGCCGCUGGCCAGUAUCCUCAGCAGUCAGGGCAUGUUCAGCCCCCCAUGUACACAGCCAACCCUGUUUAUUCGCCCACUGCCGGCAACCAUGGCAAUAUGGCGCCACCCUACGGACCCCAGGCAGGUCAGUACGGCCCAAUGGUCAUGGGCCAGCCUCCCCAACCGAUGCCAUCUGCGCAGUACGGCAACGUCUCCCAGCCGAAUAUGUACCAGCAAGGAGGCAUGAGGACCAACCGGCAGAGGGCCUCAACUAUGGAGCAGCAGCAAAGUGGCAUCCCGGCCGCUAUCCAGCGAGUGGCAAGUCACCUUGACCCGAACCAGCCCAUUCGUCUGCAACCUAGCCCGGCUUAUUAUCCUCCUCCCGGUGAAGGUGUCAUCGGCAUGGAUCAUACACCUGGUCGCGCUGGUCGACGUGGAAGCAGAGCCCAGCAAGGUGGCAGAGGAAAUCGCGACUUCAUUCGCAAUCUCGAAGAACGCACCUUGGAAGAAGGGUUCAUGGGAAAUCAAAACCCGUGGCAUUGA